AUGGACAGUUCAGAAUUGCCUCAUCUACCUGUCAGCCUUCCUCUGGGCUCACAGUUGUCGUCUGGCUUUAAUGCCAAUGAAUCGCCAGCUUUCCAGGGCUUCUCUACUGCCAUUGGCGAUAUAGACCAUGAGUUACCAGCUGUGCCCACUUUCGCUCAUCCAUCGCAUUUCAACGCGCAUGAUAGUGCCUCUACACGAUAUGACAUAGCUCCGUCAUCACGCUCGACUCAAGAAUUGAGGGCGAAUGGUAAACUCGGCCUGUCAAUUCAAGAAGCCGCUGGUCAUAUAUCGCAGGUCUUCAACACGGGUGGCGAACUUGCGUGGGUGUCGACUUCUCUGUCAUCAUUACAGCAGCCCGGUCGUAUUGAACCCGUGCCGCAAGAGGCACGCAACGGCUCAGAAACAUCUGCAGAGAUCAAGGAUAGCCAUGUUAUGAGCAUGAGAAUAGUACCCAAUCCUCCUGAUCUCGAUCUCUGGAGAGAGCGAUUGUUCAAUGUCGAUGAGCCUAUCAUGUUGACCGAGGAACAAUUUAAUACAUAUUUCCCUCACGUCGACAAUAUCUACUCGCAUCGAUCUACGCAGAAGUACAAACGAAAACCAUUUGUUUCCCACUAUUGGGACUGCCGCCUCAAAGGACGGCCUCCUGGAACUCCCAAGUCCGAUGAUCCCAAUAAGAAAAAGCGCAAAAGAGUUGCCCGCGAACGGGAUUUAUGCGAUGUGAAAAUCAAGAUCACGGAAUAUUUUCCUGGGGCAGUUAUAUCAGCUGAUCCUGCUGACCAGAAGAGCGCACUAGAUUCGCUGUCGAACAGUUUAUUUUUCCCAGAUGGAGGGGGCACUCGCGCUAGCCAGCCCUUUGGUGUGUUGACAUCAAACCCAGCUUUACCUAUUAAUCAUUCUAUAACGGGUGGCCAGAAAUUAUAUACUAUCCAACGAGUUAAUGGCAACGGUGGAAAUGGGAAAACGGAUGGAAUUGAGGGCGGGCACAGGCAUACAUUAGAGGAAAGUGACCGGGUCAAGAAGAACAGUGUACACAGAUAUUUGCUUAAGAAAGCAAAGGAUGAAAAGAAAGAAGUGCAGAAGCAGGCGCAAGCAAAAACUUAUCAUAAAAAAGCCACAGGCGAAGCUCAUGAGACCGUCAAGAAGCAUUCUAAAGAGUGCGAACUCAAAUUGUUUGGAAGUUGUUUUUGCUUUGCUCUUAGUCCCUUCGUCCAACGGAUAUGGAUCGCACUUGAAGCCAAAGGCAUUCCCUAUCAAUACAUAGAGGUUGAUCCCUACGAAAAGCCACCCGAGUUACUGGAAAUCAAUCCUCGCGGAUUAGUGCCGGCUAUCCUCCAUGGCAAUUGGGGCUGUUAUGAGAGCACCGUUCUUCUCGAAUACUUGGAGGACCUGGAUGAAGGGCCUCCCCUUCUUCCCCCAGGCGACGCGAAACUGCGAGCUCAUUGCCGACUAUGGGCUGACCAUGUGAAAAAUGCCGAAGAAUUGAAGGAAGAGCUUGUAAAGCUGGUCAACGCAUCGCAUGUCCACGGUCCGUUCUUUCUGGGUCCCAGUAUGUCAUACGUGGACAUUCAGCUCGCACCCUGGAUAAUCCGCCUAAGUCGAGUCUUGAAACCAUAUCGCGGCUGGCCCGAGCCUGAAAUGGGCAGUCGUUGGGGCAGAUGGGUGCAAGCAAUCGAAGACAAUGAACAUGUCAUGGCUACGACGAGUAGCGACGAACUUUACCUGGACAGUUAUGUAAGGUACAUGGAGAAUCGACCAAAUACUUCGCAGCUGGCCGACGCAAUCAAUAGUGGCAGAGGCCUGCCCUAG
Talaromyces atroroseus is the source of this 1806-nucleotide messenger RNA. RefSeq lists its product as hypothetical. NCBI's taxonomy places the organism in Eukaryota, Fungi, Ascomycota, Eurotiomycetes, Eurotiales, Trichocomaceae. Bases 1 to 1806 code for a protein of 601 amino acids. Gene Ontology annotation, cellular component: cytoplasm. The record is from RefSeq and is a predicted model, not a curated record. The transcript is spliced from 8 exons.